Molecule: messenger RNA, 2318 nt
Organism: Hypoxylon fragiforme
Lineage: Eukaryota; Fungi; Ascomycota; Sordariomycetes; Xylariales; Hypoxylaceae
Product: acetoacetate-CoA ligase
Exons: 4
Coding region: 159-2192 (677 amino acids)
Biological process (GO): lipid metabolic process
Cellular component (GO): cytosol
Molecular function (GO): acetoacetate-CoA ligase activity
Source: RefSeq, a predicted model, not a curated record
UCUACAUCUUUUAUUUACAUUCAACCAACAUCUUGAACUCAAUGAAAACAAACAUUGAGCCUAUCAGCUAUUGUCACUUUGACAUUUCUUGAACUUUACACUAUACCCGUCAAUAUUCUUAACAUAUAUCCAACAUAUAUCCAACAUAUAUCAUCAGAAUGACUAUCAGCUCCAAAGCCGUGCCAGUCGAGUUGUGGCGCCAUCCAAGCCCUUCCUCUACACCGCUAUACAAGUUCCUACAGCAUGUGAAGGUCAAGCAUGGCAUAGACACUGAGGAUUAUCCAACUUUAUAUAAGUGGUCUAUCGAGAAUAUAUCCGACUUUUGGGCCCAAGUUUGGCAUUUCUGCGGCAUCAAGGCGUCCAAACCAUACUCAUGCGUCUUGCCGGAUAAUGCACCCAUGUUCCCAAGGCCGGACUUCUUCUCCGGAUCACUCCUUAAUUUUGCCGAGAACAUCUUGUUCCCGGAGAAAGCAGAUAUCGUAGAGUCCUCUACCGCUGUCAUUACAGCUACUGAAGUUGACGGACAGCUCAUCUCAACGACAUGGGCUGAAUUACGAAACGCCGUGCGGCAGUGCUCGAAUGCGCUGAGAGCUGCCGGAUUAAAGCCCCGAGAUGUAGUCGCUGGCUUUGUUUCUAACCACACGCAAGCCCUUGUAGCGAUGCUCUCCGCCGCCGCCAUUGGAGCCGUGUGGACGGGGAUCAGUCCGGAUAGCGGUGUAAGUGCGGUCCUAGAUAGGCUGGUGCAGAUCGAGCCGAAGGUUCUAUUCGCCGACAAUGGGACUGUGUAUAACGGCAAAGCAUGGUCCAGCACGGACAAGACAUCGCAGAUAGUCGAUGAGCUCAAGUCUAAAGGCCUAGAGCUCGUCAUUAUCAUAAGCAACGUCCAAGACUUCGGCUGGGACUUGGAAGCACUCAACUUAAAAGGAGUUGUGGCGAAAGAAUACGAAAGCUUUCUGAAAAGCGGCGGCGGCGAACCCCUGAGAUUUGAGCAACUUUCACCAUCACAUCCCCUUUAUGUCUUAUAUUCCAGUGGCACUACUGGCCUCCCGAAGGCCAUCGUACAUACCGCACUAGGCACAUUAAUACAGCACAAGAAGGAACAUGUUCUUCAUUGCUCGAUGGACUCUACUUCGAGAAUGCUCUAUUACACGACCACAUCUUGGAUGAUGUGGCAUUGGAGCAUUUCAGCCCUCGCCUGUGGAACUACUCUGGUCUUGUACUCCGGUUCGCCCUUCAGACCCCAUGGCUAUUUAUCCCUGCCUAAACUCCUCUCCACCCUGCGGAUAACUCACUUCGGUACUUCAGCCGCAUAUCUCACCACGCUUGAGACCAAUGGUGUUUACCCCAUUCGAUCACUUGACCUUUCUCAUCUACAAGCCAUCUACUCAACCGCCUCACCCCUCCCACCAUCGACCUUCUCAUUCGUUUACGAGGCAUUCCCUGCUCAUGUUAAUUUGGCUUCUAUAACUGGUGGUACCGACAUAAUAUCAUUGUUCGGUGCCCCGUGUCCGCUACUACCUGUUCACGUCGGCGAGAUUCAAUGCGCCGGGCUUGGUAUGGCUAUUGGCGUAGUAGAUCCCAUCAGUGGCGCCGCGACACCCGGCGAAGACGGCGAACUCGUAUGCACCAAGCCGUUCCCCUGCCAGCCCCUGACAUUCUGGGGACCCGAAGGACAAUCUAAGUAUCGGGCUAGCUACUUUGAGCGCUUUGACGGCCUAUGGCAUCACGGUGAUUUCGUGCGGAUCGACACCAAGACAGGUGGCCUGACUAUGCUGGGUCGCAGCGAUGGUGUCCUCAAGCCCGCUGGUGUACGAUUUGGGAGUGCGGAGAUCUACAACGUGCUUACUCGAUUCUUUGGCGGCGAGAUUGAAGAUGCUGUGUGUGUUGGUCGGAGGCGGGAAACGGACCGUGAUGAGACGGUCUGUCUAUUUGUUGUCAUGAGCAACGAGAAGACGUUCACACCCGAACUACGUGAGAAGAUUAAGGAUGUCAUUCGAAAAGAAUUAAGCCCUCGGCAUGUCCCUGGUGUAGUGGAGGAAUGCGGAGCGGGAAUCCCGAAGACGGGGAAUGGGAAAAAGAUUGAGGUUGCUGUCAAGCAGAUUCUAUCUGGUAUGAAUAUCAAGACGAACGCCAGUGUGGCAAACCCGGAGGCUCUGGCUUGGUUUCAAGAAUGGGCAGCAACGCACAACUAGAUAAGAGGUCCUACUUUGUAUAAAGGCUGAGUUUUGCAAGUUUCACGAAUAAGGUGAACAACAUUAGCCAAAGGCAUAGGCAUCAAAAUAAUCAUAGAAGAAGACAAGAGCAUAUAUAUGGGAUAA